Molecule: messenger RNA, 2135 nt
Organism: Acinonyx jubatus (cheetah)
Lineage: Eukaryota; Metazoa; Chordata; Mammalia; Carnivora; Felidae
Gene: TMEM271
Product: transmembrane protein 271
Exons: 1
Coding region: 54-1187 (377 amino acids)
Source: RefSeq, a predicted model, not a curated record
CGGGCGGCGGCGGCGGCGGGCGCGCGGGGUGCGGGCCGGCUCGGGCGCGGAGGAUGAAGUGGAGCGUCCGCGGGGCCUGCGCCGCGCUCUCCUCCUGCCUCCUGCUCGCCUGCGCGCUCAGCGCCGCCGCCGUCGGCCUCAAGUGCUUCUCGCUGGGCUCGGAGCUGCGCGGGGAGCCGUUCCGGCUGGGGGCGGCCGCCGGCGCCUUCUACUCGGGGCUGCUGCUGGCCGCCGGCCUUUCGCUGCUCGGCGCCGCCCUGCUCUGCUGCGGGCCCCGGGACGCGCCGCUCGCGGGGUCGGGCCCGGGCCCGGGGCUCGGGGUCCCCGCGGCCGCGGCGGGGGCUCCCGAGGCCGCGCCGGGAGAGCCGGGGGCCGCGGCCGGGCCCUCGGGGCCGGGGAGCAGCCAGAACCUGCUGCUGCUCGGCGUCCUCGUCUUCAUGCUCGGGGUCCUCAGCGCCUUCGCGGGCGCCGUGAUCGACGGCGACACCGUGUCCCUCGUGGAGCGCAAGUACUCCCACUACUGCCUGCCCCCGCGCGCGCCGGCCCCCGGCCCCGCCGCCGCCGCCGCCGCCGCCGCCGCCGCCGCCCCCGGCCCGGCCCCCGGCGCGCCGCGCGCCCGCAGCACCCUGGACAGCGCCACGUCGGCCAAGUGCCGCCAGCUCAAGGACUACCAGCGCGGCCUGGUGCUCUCCACCGUCUUCAACUCGCUCGAGUGCCUGCUGGGCCUGCUCAGCCUCCUGCUCGUCAAGAACUACCGCGCGUCGCAGGCGCGGCGCGGCCGGCGCGGCCGGCGGAGGGCGGCCCGGGCCCUGGCGCGGCCCCGCGGCGGCCCCGGGCUCCGCGCGCAGCCGCCAGCCUCCCGGGCGCGGCGGGGCCGGCGGGGCCGGCGCGGUCGGCGGCUGCAGCCGCGGCCGAGCGACGCUUCCAUCCUGUCCCCGGAGGACUCGGACGUGGCCGCCCCGGGGGACUGCGCUGGCUUCGGGGCGCACCACGCAGUCUCCUACAUCAACGUGGGCGUCUUCCACGCGCUCGACGAGGCGGGUGUGGAGGUGUGCUGCGGAGGGCACCCGUCGGUGGAGCUGCCGGGGUACGCGCCCUCGGACCCCGACCUCAACGCCUCCUACCCCUACUGCUGCCGGCAGCCCUGCGAGGCCGCGCGCCCCUGGGAGCCGAGCCGGGCCUGCUGAGCCCUGGGGCCCUCCCCGGAAGGACGGACGGACGGCGCGCCAGCCGGCGCGGGCCUCCGCGGCCGACCACCGCCCGCCGCCCGCGAGCGAGGACCAGGCCUGCCGAGGACAUGCCGCGGAGAUGCACCUUCAGGGGUGGACUGGCCUCGCGUCGCUGAGGGCCCCUCGCCGAGAGACUGGGCCUCCAGUAUUACCAUUUCUGUGUCUGGGAGGUUUCUCUUCUUUUCUGUGUCUGUUCGUAUCCGGAUUCCGUUUUAAAGUUUACAAUAAAUGUUUCGGGGCUGCCUCGCCCCCAUCGCACUUCUCUUUGGCAAAGUCCGGUCCAGGGUGAGAGCUCAGAAAGAGAGGGUGAUUUCGCGGGAGGAAGAACCCUCGCCGAGAGGACAGAAGGAGCAGAAUGGCAGAAGUGAAAACGCACCCAACAAGCGACACUUUGUACACGGAUGUGCCUGCUUUUGUUGAUACUUUCUUACUGUAAAGCUCUCCAUAAACAGUGAAAAUGUUUGGUAAAUUUAUUGCAAUUUAAAAUUGGUUAGUUCCUUUAUUAAAUUAAUUGCUAUGUUAUUGGAGAUAUUCAUCAAAUUGGAGUUAGAGGGUGUCGACACACAACCCGCUUUGGGGCCAGUGGUUGGACCUGGUCAGACAAACGCUGAGUUGGAGUUUUCUGCUGGGCGGUUGCCUCCAUCCAACCUCUUCCUGCAGUUAACUUCCCUGUGUGUGUACCAGGUCCCAAACGUUUCUUUUUUUGGAAAUUGGCGGUGGGGUUUCUACUGCAAAGCUGAGCUUAUUUUUGGUUAGUAUAUAUGAACAAUCCAAUCCUAUUUUGGAAAAUCACAGUCAUAGUUUUUUUUCUGGCAAGGAUUAUUUUCCUGUUGAUUAAUUCAGUGAUCUGGUAAUUUUUGCAUAUUAUAGCAUUUCAUUUAAAAUACACCCCUUAAAUAGCCUUAA